UUUUUUUUAAAUUCCUAACCUUAUAUCCACGUAAUUACGUGGAUUUGGUGCGAAUAGACACAGCGUUUCCUCGAAGAUGUCAAGUGAAUCUGAUUCAGAAUACAACACAUCUGAUGAGGAAUUGCGGGAGGCGCUCGCAAAAGGUCUACUGAAGCCGGGUUUAAAUGUUGUUGUCGAGCAAAAAAAGUUUAAGAACAAUGUGCGUGGCUUGAAUGAAAAGUUGAAGGAAAUUCGUUCGGAACUACCAUGGAUCGAGAAAUUAAUGCUCAUCAACCCCCCAGCACCCUUGGCUCCAGAACUGGCUCUUCAAAUGAAGCAUCAAGAAGAUCGUCGUGCAAAGCAACUGAAGGGAAACAAAAAACUGCCACAAUACAAUCCUAUGGACGAUCCAGUCUUGAACGACUUCAAAAGAGAAACAAUGUUUCACAGGCAAGCGCAGAGUGCAGUCGUUGAAGGACUUGCCAGAUUGAAAGCAAUGAAAAUUCUGACAAAGCGACCUGACGACUACUUUGCAGAAAUGGCCAAGACUGAUUCACACAUGCAGAAGAUUAAACAGCAUUUGGUAAAGAAAAAGGCCGAAGCUCAGAGGUCGGAAAAAGUCAGGCAGUUGAGACAGCAGCGCAAGAUUUCCAAGCAGAUGCAGGUUGAAGCUACUCUGAAGAAACAUGCUGAAAAGAGGAAACUUUUGGAAGAAGUGAAAAAGUAUCGUAAAGGUGUAAGGCCUGAUCUUGAUUUCUUGGAUGAUAAGAAAAAACCAGUUCCCAAGGCUAAGGAUGGGAAAUAUUUGAACAAGAAAGGAGUGGAGAGGAGACAGAGGAAAGACGCCAAGUUUGGUUUUGGAGGAAAGAAGCGUGGUAUGAAAAAGAACACCAGAACUAGUUCAGCUGAUGUUUCUGAAUACAAGAGGCCAAAACUACCAGGUAAAGGAGGAAAGAUGGGCAAUAGUAGUAGGCAAGGAAACAAGGGAAAAUCGCGACCUGGAAAAAGUCGGCGAGUACUAAUGAAAGCUAAGAGAAAGUGAAUUUGAAAAUAUUCACCUAUGUGUACCAGCAUUAUCUCCAUCCAGUGGCAAUUUGAUCAUCCGUUAAGUGGUGAUAAGCACAGCCAAUUGUGCAGGAUGACACAAGAAAAUAGUAGUUCUUAGUUGAUUAAAUUAUUGUUUUUGUUGGUGAUUACGAGACAAUAUGAUGAAAAUGUAAGAUUUUGAUGACCAGACCGCCACUUGGUGGCACUAAUGUUGGAUGCACAUAGGCAAAUUAGGAUGAUGUGAAUUGUGAGA
Messenger RNA from Copidosoma floridanum, 1279 nucleotides. Its product is annotated as putative rRNA-processing protein EBP2 homolog. Gene Ontology annotation, cellular component: nuclear periphery; nucleolus; preribosome, large subunit precursor. Gene Ontology annotation, biological process: ribosomal large subunit biogenesis; rRNA processing. The record is from RefSeq and is a predicted model, not a curated record. Lineage: Eukaryota; Metazoa; Arthropoda; Insecta; Hymenoptera; Encyrtidae.